Molecule: messenger RNA, 2591 nt
Organism: Sebastes umbrosus (honeycomb rockfish)
Lineage: Eukaryota; Metazoa; Chordata; Actinopteri; Perciformes; Sebastidae
Gene: neurod4
Product: neuronal differentiation 4
Exons: 2
Coding region: 474-1583 (369 amino acids)
Molecular function (GO): protein dimerization activity
Source: RefSeq, a predicted model, not a curated record
UACUUCCUUAAAAAUCCUUUUUUGCAGUGUGUGCGCAUUUUCUGCACUGACCCGAACCCUCCCAGUGUUUCAGCUCCUCCUGAUUUACAAAUAAAGCACGUGCACUAACUCUGGCGCGCGCGUUCUCUCUGUCCCUCCACUCAUUUAUUUAUUUAUUUGCUGGCUGAAACUUCUGGCCACGAGCCCGCCACGCGCGUUUGUCUGAGUUGAUGGUGAUGGUGGGUGGGGCUGCCUGAGGGAGGAGCUAAACACGACUAAAGGCAGAGAUAUCAGAGAGAUAUCAGAGCAGGUCGAGCCAUUUGGAGAUGAAAGUUCCACACGCGCUUAUGGUGAUCUGAGGAAGCAGAAGAGUUAUAGGGACACCAGAGGAGAAACGCAGAGACUCUGGACUAUAACCACUCAGUUGCAGUUUUUUUUUUAAAUUAGCCUGGUGGUUGCUGUUAUUUUGCUUUUGUGAAUACAAACAGAUCAAAAUGAUGACCAAACCAUUUGGAAAGAGCGGGGAUGUGAAUGAGCUGGUGAGCUCCCUCAGCUGGCUGGAUGAGGACGACGUCAGCUCCCAGGAUGGAGAGGAAAGCCACCACAUGACCGUAGGGGGCCGAAUGCGCUCUUGCACAGAACUGGGCAGUGAGGAUAUGGAGGAAGAAGAGGAGGAAGAGGAGGAGGAGGAGGGGGUUGAUGAGGAGAUUGGACCAGAUGGAGAACAGGCUCCCAAGAGGAGAGGCCCUAAGAAGAAGAAGAUGACCAAAGCAAGACAGGAGCGGUUUCGUGUCCGGCGAAGCAAAGCCAACGCCAGAGAGCGCUCACGUAUGCACGGGCUGAACGACGCCCUGGAUAGCCUGCGCGAAGUGAUGCCCUGCUACUCCAAGACACAGAAGCUGUCAAAGAUUGAGACUCUGCGGCUGGCACGCAACUACAUCUGGGCUCUGUCGGAGUCGCUCGAGAGCGGCCAGUCCCCCGAGAGCAACGGCUUCAUGGAGAUGCUGUGUAAAGGUCUGUCUCAGCCCACCAGCAACCUCGUGGCCGGCUGCUUGCAGCUGGGACACACUCCCAUGAUGCUCAACAAGAUGGACGAUAAGUGCGGAGGCCCGGGGGUGGGUGGUGUGGGGGGUCAUGCUGGCCAUCCCCUUAGCUACCCGUCUCCAGGUCUUCCCAGCCCCCCCUAUGGCUCCCUGGAGGCUUCCCACCUCCUCCACAUGAAGGGAUUCAAGGGGCCUGUGUACGACAACCCCUCUCCUAACGAGUGCAGCAGCGGCACCCCGCCGUACGACGGGCCCCUCACUCCCCCGCUGAGCAUCAGUGGCAGCUUUGCCCUGAAGCAGGAGCCCUCUCCCCGGGAAGCAGAGAGGAACUACGCACCCCACCCUGGCCAUCCUGUCCACCCUGGCCACGCUGGCCACCCUGGCCACCAUGGCCACUACCUCUCUUCCCACCAUUACCCCACCUCCACGACUGGCGGCCUACCAGGAGGCCCCCAGGGCCACCCACUCUUUCAAGCUUCACGCUAUGAGCUGCCCCUGGAUGUGGCCUUUGACUCCUACGCUCCCUCUCACCUGGUCGCCUCUCAGAUGGGAGGCAUCUGACCAUGAACAGUUGAGAGGCCCAGUGAUCGAGCGAGACGCCCUGCUCUUGAAUGAAUUGCUGUACAAACGAUGGUAUAGAAGAAUGGUUUGCAUUAUGUUGUCUAGUACUCUGGGAGAGCACUGAAUGCUCAGAGAGAGACUCACCACCUCAACUCAAUCUACCUGAUACAAACAAGCACCCAUAACUUUUAAUGUUUUAUUUAUUAUUUUUUUGUUAUAAUGAUGUUAUUUGGAUUAUAAUUAUUUCUGGAGAAGUUGCCCCCUCAGUUGUUUAGAGUGACUAAAGAUUAUUUUACCAAAUCAGACACUAAAGCAUCACACAGAUGUUUCAAGUGUAGAUAUUGAACAAAAACAUGUGGACUGUGCUCGUCUGCAUAUCAAAAGAACAAAAAGUCAUCCAGUCUUAAACCUAAAUUGUGCACUGACAGCCAAUGUCCCCCUCGCCAUAAGGAAAAGCAAUGCAUUUAUAUAUAUCUGUAUUUAAUAUUUAUUUUGAUAACGUCUUGUCCUUUUUAUAUUUUUUUCUCAGCACAGUUUUUGUUUUGCCGUCUUCUUGGUUUUUGUCGUCAGUCACUAGCAGCUGUACUGUAUUUAAUUUAUUUAUUUGAGGUCUUUCAGGUACUUUGUUCAUUUGGUGUCACGAUUUUUGUCAUACUGUACUCUUGUAAAUAUUUUUGCUGUUUCGCACUUAAUUGAAUAAAUAUUCUUAUAUUAUAUGCUAUUUCCAUAGUAACAAUACUUGCCAUGUGUUUUCUUCUGGUCUGUUAAAUUUCAGUUCAACAGAAAGUGCACGUCUCCCAAUAUAGCUGCAGAGCACCUAUAUGCAGCUCCAAUACAUCAAUUCAAGUGUUGAAUAUUAAUAAUGUAGUGAGGUUUCGAUUAAAAUAGACUCAUGUUGAACUUGGUGUGUGAUAAGUAUGGUGAAAUACUUGGCUGCCCCCGACCUUAUUAAAGUUGCAGUGUGUAGGAUCUGGCGGCAUCUAGUGGUGAGGUUGCAGAUUGCAACCA